AUGCCGGAGAGCAUGUUAAAUGUGGAGAGCACUUUAAUGAUGAUAGCAACUGGAGAGUUCUCAAUGGGGGUCUUAGGAAAUGCAUUCAUUGGACUGGUAAACUGCAUGGACUGGAUCAAGAAUAGGAAGAUUUCCUCCAUUGAUUUAAUCCUCACAAGUCUGGCAAUAUCCAGAAUUUGUCUAUUGUGUAUAAUACUAUUAGACUGUUUUAUAUUGGUGCUGUAUCCGGAUGUCUAUACCACUGGUAAACAAAUGAGAAUCAUUGACUUCUUCUGGACGCUAACCAACCAUUUAAGUGUGUGGUUUGCCACCUGUCUCAGCAUUUUCUAUUUCCUCAAGAUAGCUAAUUUCUUCCAUCCCCUUUUCCUCUGGAUGAAGUGGAGAAUUGACAGUGUGGUUCCUAGGAUCCUGCUGGGGUGCUUGGCCUUCUCUGUGUUUAUUAGCCUUCCUGUCACCGAGAAUCUGGACGAUGAUUUCAGGCGUUGUGUCAAGGCAAAGUGGAAAACAAACUUAACUUUGAGACGCAGAGAUAAUAAAGCUCAAUAUGCUUUCAUCAAGCUAUUUCUCAACCUGUUAACACUAUUCCCCCUUUCUGUGUCCCUGAUCUCAUUUCUCCUCUUGAUUCUUUCCUUGUGGAGACACACCAGGAAGAUGCAACUCAAUGCCACAGGGUGCAGAGACCCCAGCGUGGAAGCCCACAUGGGAGCCAUGAAAGCUGUCAUCUCCUUCCUCCUCCUUUUCAUUGCCUACUAUUUGGCCUUUCUCGUGGCCACCUCGAGCUACUUCAUGCCAGAGACUGAAUUAGCUGUGGUGAUUGGUGAGGUGAUAGCUUUAAUCUAUCCCUCAAGCCAUUCAUUUAUCCUAAUUCUGGGGAACAACAAAUUAAGACAAGCAUCGUUAAAGGUGCUAUGGAAGGUAAAGUGUGUCCUAACAAGAAGAAAUUUCUAA
Molecule: messenger RNA, 948 nt
Organism: Ceratotherium simum simum (southern white rhinoceros)
Lineage: Eukaryota; Metazoa; Chordata; Mammalia; Perissodactyla; Rhinocerotidae
Gene: TAS2R7
Product: taste 2 receptor member 7
Biological process (GO): detection of chemical stimulus involved in sensory perception of bitter taste; G protein-coupled receptor signaling pathway; sensory perception of taste
Cellular component (GO): membrane
Molecular function (GO): bitter taste receptor activity; G protein-coupled receptor activity
Source: RefSeq, a predicted model, not a curated record